Salmo salar (Atlantic salmon) is the source of this 5613-nucleotide messenger RNA. Its product is annotated as cysteine-rich motor neuron 1 protein. NCBI's taxonomy places the organism in Eukaryota, Metazoa, Chordata, Actinopteri, Salmoniformes, Salmonidae. The record is from RefSeq and is a predicted model, not a curated record. Gene Ontology annotation, cellular component: extracellular region; plasma membrane. Gene Ontology annotation, molecular function: serine-type endopeptidase inhibitor activity; protein binding.
AAUGUCAAUUUGGGUCUCAGAUUGCAUCCCCGUGUUUUGGUGUUAGGGCAUCCUCACUCCUCUCCAAACGCAGAAGACAGACACACGCGCGCAGUGGAUGUCGUAGAUCGCGGCGUGAAAGUAGCAUAAUAUUAUUUUAAUUGAAACGACACUGAAAGUACACAUACCUAUUGGCAUCUCUUCUACCGGAGAGACCAGACCUGCAGCAUCCGUUCACUUUUCCACGGUAGGCUAUUGUAGACUGGGCUGUAUACUGCCUAGUCUGUUGUAGUGAAUGUACUGACAGCGCAGGCACCAACAACUUUUUUUAUUCAUUUUUCAACGGCAACUUUUACAUUCUGGAAUAACAUCCAACGGACCUCGCGGAUUUCAUGUGGCGAUUCACUUGACAGAAGAAAAUAGUCUGCUAACAUUUUUAACGUACCGAACUUGUUGGACUCAUCAUCAGCUUUGAAAUAUGUUCAGUAAGUGUUUGGUCACAUUCUUGCAUUUCUCAAUUCUGGUGCGUGUGUUGAUGGCUCAUGAAUGUAAGCCCUGUGAUAUCCGGACGUGUCCGCCGAAAGCCUGCGAGAGCGGCCGGACUCUAGCCAAGGACCCGUGCGGAUGCUGCGACCAGUGUAGCCGGCUGGAGUGGGAGCCGUGCGGCGGCGAGGACUGGGAACUAGGCUACUGCGCCUUAGGACUAACCUGCGCGGCUGUCAGCCAAACGGGAGCUGCAACGCUCCCUGAUAUAGGAGUUUGUAAAGUUCUGCCUGACAGCCCGGAGGCUGGGUUGGAGGAUGAGCGCUGCCCCCUGCAGACGGGCUGUGACAGAGCGGGGGCCAUGUGUGUGUGUGACGCUCGUCACUCCUGCCUGGGCUCCUUCUCCUACCCUGACAUGGAAUCCUGCAUGAGGGCCGGCAAGACAGAGAGCCGUAGACAUGAGCACCGGGACAGGCACAGGGAGAAGUUUGUGGGCCCCUCCAACCCAGCCUGCAUGUUUUCUGGGUGCAACCUGACAGGACAGGGCUGUGUGUGUGAGUCCCAGAGCUGCUACCACCACUUCGCCUACAUCAACCGCAGCCAGUGCCAGGAGGCCGCAGAGGAGCUGAAGUGUGUCGGGAUCACAUGCCCUGCUCUGUCCGUGCCCUCCUGCCCUGAGGGCUCGGUUCUGACCAAGAGCUACACUCCCCCUGCUGGCUGCUGCCCCACUGUGCCCCCCCAGUGCACCUGUGACCUCCGCGCGUGCCACAAGCCCCGGUGCCCCUCCGGCCAGAAGACUGCACCACUCAGCCAGGCCACCGGCAAGCCAGGGGACUGCUGCGAUGUGUUCGAAUGCCUCAAAGUUUCCCCCAAGUGUGUCCACAACGGGAAGGAGUUUUCCGAGGGGGAGGUGUACCGUAUGGACCCUUGCUGGCUCUGCCAGUGUCGAGGAGGGAUAUCCUUCUGCUCCAAAGCGGAAUGUGCGGAACUGGACUGUGAGAACUUCUACAUCCCAGAGGGAGAAUGCUGCCCUGUAUGCAUAGAUGUGGAGCUCCUGUCUAUGGACAGCACAGAGGCCAGUUGCUGGGUGAACAACAAGCUGCGUGGCCACGAGGAGCAGUGGAAGGAGGAUGACUGCACCUUCUGUCAGUGUGUGGAUGGAGACCCUCACUGUACCGCCAUGGCUUGCAAACAGAGCUGCCAGAACCCAGUCAAGAUCCCUGGAGAAUGCUGCCCCUUCUGCGAGGAGCCUUCGUAUGAGACGGUGAGCCCUAUGCUGUGUCCUCGUCUGGAGAACUGCUCUUUCUCAGGGAAGGACUGCCCCUACGGCUUCCAGCAGGACAACAACGGCUGCCUGCUCUGCCAGUGCCUCAACCAUUACUCCUGCCCUGACCUGGGGAAAUACUGCUCGCUGCAAUGCCCCGUGGGAUACGAGAAGGAUGACUUUGGCUGCGAGGUGUGUGAGUGCAGCUCUCCAAUGCCCAAGUGCCGACCCCUGACCUGCAGCAAGACCUGCCCCUACGGAUAUGUGAGGAAUAAGCACGGCUGUGAGAUGUGUCGCUGUGUCAAGUGUCCCCCCUUCACCUGUGACAAGCACUGCAGUGAUGGCUACCGGCAGAACAGGAAGGGCUGCUCCAUCUGCAUGUGCAAAGAUAGUGGCCACCUGCCAAGCACCACUGCCCCCACCCCUAUGCCCAGCUACUGCCUGACCUCCAACGGGCACCGCUAUGAGGAGGGCGAGAGCUGGCACGACGGCUGCCGCGACUGCUACUGCCACACUGGGAGAGAGAUGUGUGUGCUCAUAUCCUGCCCUGUGCCCAGUUGCACCAACCUCGUGGUCAGGCCUGACCAGUGCUGCCCCACUUGUGAAGAUGAAUCAGGAAGUGGUCAGCCGGAGGGCAUGGACUUGGUGGUGUGCCGGGCCCCUGGGGGGGAACUCUAUGUGGAGGGAGAGACCUGGAACCUGGACGACUGUACACGCUGCACCUGCAGGAAGGGCCGCGUCCUGUGCGACACUGAAGUGUGUCCCCCUGCUGUGUGUCAGUUCCCAACCAGGAACAAGGACACCUGUUGCCAUGUCUGCCCAGAGGGUCCCCUGCUACCAGUGAGCACCAGUCAGCAGGAGUAUUGUAUCUCUAGCGAGGGAGACGUGCUGUUGGCUGGGGACACCUGGAAGGCCAACGCUUGCACCAGUUGUUCCUGCAACAACGGAACCAUUCAGUGUUUCUCCCAGCGCUGCCCGCCUGCCAACUGCAGGGUGCCCGUCCUGCGCAAGGGCCAGUGCUGCCCUCACUGUCUAGAAAUGACAACAACGUCCGUUCCAAUGAUGGUGUCGACCAAGGACCCCAAGACCAGGGUUACUACCACAGUGGACAACACAGUCUGGAUCACCACUGCCACCGUACCUCCCAUCAUUGCUGCGACAGACGGGAACAGCCUGGGAGAGAACUUCCCCAGCCAAACUGAGAUGGCUCUCAUCUACCAAUCAGCAGCCUGGAUACUGGCCGGUCUACUCCUGGCCAUCAUCAUCUUCCUCACCGUGGCACUCCUCAUCAACAAGAAAAAGAAGUGGGUGCAGAUGUCCUGCUACAGCGCCCCCAAGAAGACUGUGAUCCUGAAGAAGCAUGUGAAUAAGAACUCAUUGGUGUACAUGGAACCUUCAAAGGAGAACAAGUUCCAGAGCGUGAAGAAUGACUGCAGCAUCAACUUCUCCCCAGAGAUGAGCUCACCGUGUGUGGAGAGAAUGAGCAUCCCCCGGGCCAAGCUGAGUAUGGGCCAGGGCAGGGGGCAGCGCUAGAUCCCUACAGGCCUCCGACCACCAGCCCCCUAAACGGACCCCCAAACUCUACACCGCCCGCAAGGCUACCCAAUACUUACUCUUCUCUCUUUCACACAUUUCCAUGGUGAUCGAUCCACAAAACUAUAUAUUGUACUGUACAGCCACACACAUGUCUGGGAUUCCCCCCCUUCUCUCUCUCGCUGGCAGUAAAACUGAUGAUCCACAACGAAACACAAAACAUUGCAACUUCCUGUUGCUUUAUCAUACUGCUAUAUCCUGCGUUUGGAGCUUUACUGUUGCCUGGCUGCUGGUGCAGUGAGGAGAGGCAGGAGGAUGUGGCCAUUCUGGGACUUUGCCAUACAGUUCACCACAGACAGAAAGACAGCCAGAGAGGCUACUACUCAGCCAGAGAGCUCUGCACUGUGAACAUGAUCAUUUUUGCUUCUCGCCUCCUCUGGAGCUGGAACAUGAAGCUAAUAGGAGAAGUAUAAAAGCUUUAGGACAACAGUUUGAGUUCUAGACUAGAGGGUCUCCAGUCUGCUGGUUUCCAUGUGCUGCAGCGCAGCACUCAAUUGAUCAACAAUUGUAUUAGAUGUGAAGCCAAUUUAACUGGUCUUCCAGUUGUAAUCAAAAUAUUGGAUGGGAGGGAUUAGCAGAUAUAUCUCUAGAUCCAUGACUCUCUCCUCUCUGCAGUCAAUGACUGAGCAACAUCAGAACCCAGCAGACUCAGGGAAAAUAGACCCAUACUCCUGCUUUAGAACGUUUGGUAUCCAUCUUAGCUUCUUUUUUUUUGUAUUUCUAUGUGUAUUAGUUGUAGUGUAUUUCUUGGUUUUGUGAUGGUCUCCAAGGUGGCAAGAUUAAAACAUUGUAAACACCAGACUAAACGUUCUCCAUUAACGCAGAGGAAGGAUGCUCUUCUCUUCCCACUUACUGUAGUGGUUCCUGUCUGCCUCAAAGAUGAUGACCAAGUCAUUCCAUUCAGAAAACAACCAGCCACCCUGGAGAGAGGGAACAAAUACAGUAUGAGUGAAUGUAGUCUGCAUCGGCCGUGAAGCCAGUGUGUCUGUCUGUAAUACAGUAUGUUCCUUCAUCCUUCUCUACUCAAUAACUCUUAGUCUGGUUUCCUUCAGAAGGAAUCAUCCCAUUGACUGAACUUCAUCAUGUAGAAAUGGCAAUGGACUUCAAGAUGAAGUGGAUUAACAUGAAUCCAGACUUAUUUUAUAGCUUGCAGAUAAGAGGACUCGUUACAAGAAACUACAGAAGCAGUGCCAGACCUUCUGGAGUGACUCAUGAGGAAUGUCGAUAUACAGUAAGCCUCACUUAUAUAAGUUAAUUUACUGCCGUGCGCAAACAGGAGCUACUGUUUCCAGAGAAUGUUAACAUGUGCAUUAGUGGCCUUAAUUUUAUAGCCUUAAAUGUUUCUCAUAUUUCAUUGUUUCUCCUAUAAUAACAUAUUCUAGCCCCAAGUCAGUACAUUUUGAAGAGUCCAACUGAUGUGCUGUGUAUUCCAUACCCACGUAACCUGACUGAAGGUCUCCCCAUUCCACCAGUUUAUAACGUAUUACAGCGAACAAGGGUAAGGGGUUCAAGGAGACUGCUAUGAACUGUAAAUAAUAGUACAUUACAACAUCAGAGCAUGUUCAUGAAAAUUAGCACUUUUGUAAGGAUCCAGUGUUUUAAAAAGCUGUGGGGGAGAAUUCCUAGAGGGAUAAAGGCCUAAUCGGGGAUUUAAUAGGCAUAUUUAGCACGUAAUGAGAAACCACUCAAGUUAACAUACUGUUGCAGCACAGUCUUCGCUUACUAACAAUCUGAUCGAUCUAGUGAAAGAGCUGUACUUUGGAGCUUUACAAAACAGACUGGGGUUUAAUAAGAAAUCUUUGGGCCUGAUUUCAUAAUUACAUUGCCACUCUCUUGAUACAAAGACCAUUGUGAUGUCAAAACUGGGUGGAGACAAAUGUAGAUUUCUAUUGAAGAGUUAUAAAAGUAAUUCUGUAGAUUUGGGUCUGUUUGAAUCACAACCAUGUGCUUUAAAUGAAGUGAAGAUGCGACUUGUAAAAGCUUACAGUUAUUUGUUUUUCCUAUGUGUAAAAAAGGUAGAUAAAAGUAGUGGACAGAAGAGUACCUUAUUUAUUUUUUCACAUAGCUUUAUUUAUUAAUACUAAUCUAUAGUUUGAGAUGUGUUUUUGGCAAAUGAACUUGGUAGCCAAAGCCGCUGUACAUUUUCGAUAUUGUAAACCAUUUACCAUUUCUAUCUGCUUUGUUAUUCAAGCUUAUUUAUUUUACUGUUGCAAACUGUAAAUACAUUUUUCUUAGAUGUUGAAUUGUAACAUUUACACUUAUUUUGAAAAAAUAAAAUGUGUGAACAAAAAUGA